AUGCGGGCCUUACUGAUCAUUCCGGCUCUCUGCGGAGUAUUAUUAACUUAUAACACAGGAUUGAACAACGCGGUCGUAUUUAAGUUUACGAACGUUAUUUGUGAGAGCUACAACACAUCUUGGUUUGUGUUUCACAACUGUCGCUUAAAGGCUGUGAGUCGAAACAAAGUGCUUCUUAAUAUCAACGGAACGGUCUUACACCCAGCUUAUGAUAUAACCCUUCAUGCACAAAUGUUUAAGAGGGCCAAUGGCUACAAACCGUGGCUAUUUGACCUAAAAUUCGAUGGGUGUCAAUACAUGCGACACCGUUCCAUUCCAUUUGCAAACCUUGUCUUCGGUCUUUUUAAGGAAUUUUCAAAUUUUAACCACACAUGCCCCUAUAUGGGUUCACAGAUCGUAAAGGACUUUUAUCUGAGGUACAAACUACUACGGCUUCCGUUUCCAACUGGCGAUUACAUGUUGACUGUGCGGUGGUUUUUUGAUCAAAAAAUGCAAUUUGAUACAAAUGUCAGUUUUAUGUUUGUCGAAGAUAUUCUCCGAAACAAUUAA
Messenger RNA from Drosophila rhopaloa, 549 nucleotides. RefSeq lists its product as uncharacterized. Bases 1 to 549 code for a protein of 182 amino acids. Lineage: Eukaryota; Metazoa; Arthropoda; Insecta; Diptera; Drosophilidae. The transcript is spliced from 3 exons. The record is from RefSeq and is a predicted model, not a curated record.